Canis lupus familiaris (dog) is the source of this 694-nucleotide messenger RNA. RefSeq names its product vanin 3 (gene VNN3). The record is from RefSeq and is a predicted model, not a curated record. NCBI's taxonomy places the organism in Eukaryota, Metazoa, Chordata, Mammalia, Carnivora, Canidae. The transcript has 2 exons.
GUGUAUCACUAUGACAUGGAAUCAGAGAGUGGCCAGCUUAUGCUCUCAGAAUUGAAGUCCCAGCCUUGAAGAGAACCCACCUAUCCUGUGGUUGUUAAUUGGAGUGCUUAUGCCAGCAGUGUCAAGCCAACCUUGUCUGAGCAGUCAAAUUUUCUGGGAAUGGUUUAUUUUGAUGAACUCUCCUUCAUUGAGCUUAAGAGAAACACAGGAAAUUAUGCAGUUUGCCAGAAAGAUCUAUGGGGUCACUUAACUUACAAAAUGCCUGAGAAGCGAACAGAUCAAGUAUAUGCCCUAGGUGCUUUUGAUGUACUGCACACAGUAGAAGGUCAAUAUUACAUACAGGUUUCAAGAGAUGGCUGUCUGAGGAGCGAGAGCAGAGCCUCUCUGCCUGUCUUAGUUAUGGCCCUGUAUGGAAGAGUGUUUGAGAAGGACCCUCUGCAUUUAGGGUAAAGACCUGGGAGAUCAUAAUGAUCCCCUACCACUGGCACACUUCCGGGAUUGCCACGGCAAGAAAGGGAGAAAAAAAAUAUGCUUCAUGUCUGUUUAGAAGAGAUGUCACAAAUUGGCUGCAACAACAAACUUAAGAUUUAAAAAACAGUGGAUGUGUUUUACAUGUCUUACAUUUUAUGUAUUUGAGAUAGCAGAAACUGAUUUGUGGGACCUGCAUUUAUUCUCCAUGUAGAUGCAAUGUAAG